Messenger RNA from Aspergillus nomiae NRRL 13137, 602 nucleotides. Its product is annotated as peptide chain release factor family protein. The transcript is spliced from 2 exons. Gene Ontology annotation, biological process: translational termination. Gene Ontology annotation, molecular function: translation release factor activity. The coding region runs from base 1 to 522 and encodes 173 amino acids. Gene Ontology annotation, cellular component: mitochondrion. Lineage: Eukaryota; Fungi; Ascomycota; Eurotiomycetes; Eurotiales; Aspergillaceae. The record is from RefSeq and is a predicted model, not a curated record.
AUGCUACUACUACGAACCCUCGUCCCGCGUAAUCUCGUCCCAUAUACCAAACCCAUCGCCCCUCUUAGACCCUUCACAACCACCUUUCAUCUUACCGAUAAGCCAUUACCGCCCCGGCUAAAAAUUGACGAUGCCGAUCUGACCAUUUCAUAUCUCAAGGGCACUGGCCCUGGAGGUCAAAAGAUUAAUAAAACCAACUCUGCCGUUCAACUCAUCCACAAACCUACCGGUCUCGUGGUGAAAUCACAAGCCACUCGCUCCCGUUCCCAGAAUGAGAAGAUCGCGCGACAAAUUCUCGCCGAUAAAGUGGAGCAGGCAGAGAAAGGAGACCAGAGCCGUGCGGCGAUCAAAGCUGAUCGUGCUCGGAAGAAGAAGGCUAGUAAGGUGAAGAAGAGCCGGAGAAAGUAUCGCGAACUGGGGAAGGGUCAGGAGGAAGUGCAAGAGCAGGAGGAUCGUGAUGGUGAAGAAGGCCAUCAGGAGCUGGUCGGCGAUGUCUCGUCAAAGCACGCCCCGCCAAACUAGGUGCAGGUCAAAUGAUUUAUCAAUAUUAUGACGGCACGGCCUACAGACUUAUAGAUAUCCUCCUUAUGUCAGACCUUUCU